AUGACAAUAACAAAACCCGCCGCGAGUGGCCCGCUAAGCGAGAAUUGUGUGGGCACAUCCGAAAUUCGCAGAGUCAACUUGGACAAUCCGACUCUUUCGACAACAACCCUCCGACACAUCCCAACCCGGUCGACCAAAUUCGCGAUGGCCGAUAUCGACGUUAAGCUCGCUUCCUGGAAGCUGGUCGAGGUUGGCCGCCUCGUCCUGAUCCGCCGCGGCCCCUUCGCUGGCAAACUCGCCGCCAUCGUCGAGAUUGUUGACCACCGCCGUGUCCUGGUCGACGGUCCCUCCGGUGAGGAGCAGAAGAUCGUGCCCCGUCACGUUCUGCCCCUCGCUCACGCCACUCUCACUCACUUCGUUAUCCCCCAACUUCCCCGUGCUGCCGGUACCGGCCCCGUCAAGAAGCUGUGGGCUAAGAACGAGAUCGAUGGCAAGUGGGCCAAGUCUGGCUUCGCCCAGAAGACCGACCGCACUGAGCGCCGGAAGAACCUGACCGACUUCGAGCGCUUCAAGGUUCUGCGCCUCCGCAAGCAGGCCCGCUACGAGGUCCAGAAGUCCUACGCCAAGGUCAAGGCUGCCGCUGCCAAGUCAUAA
Penicillium daleae is the source of this 594-nucleotide messenger RNA. Its product is annotated as 60S ribosomal eL14 domain-containing protein. The record is from RefSeq and is a predicted model, not a curated record. Gene Ontology annotation, cellular component: cytosolic large ribosomal subunit; ribosome. The coding region runs from base 1 to 594 and encodes 197 amino acids. The transcript is spliced from 5 exons. Gene Ontology annotation, biological process: translation; ribosomal large subunit biogenesis. Lineage: Eukaryota; Fungi; Ascomycota; Eurotiomycetes; Eurotiales; Aspergillaceae. Gene Ontology annotation, molecular function: RNA binding; structural constituent of ribosome.